CGCCGAGGCGGAGGCCGGGAAGGAGGAGCUGUUGGCCCGCUCGCAGCUGUACCGAGAGAAGUCCAACAUGUACCCGCCAAGCAACACCCCCGGCGAGGGACUGAGCCACGGGGGCGGCCUGCGGCCCAACGGGCAGACGAAGCCGCUGCCGGCGCUGAAACUGGCGCUGGAGUACAUCGUGCCGUGCAUGAACAAACACGGCAUCUGUGUGGUGGACGACUUCCUGGGCCAGGAGACCGGCCUGCAGAUCAGCGAGGAGGUGCGGGCCCUGCACGACACGGGCAAGUUCACGGACGGGCAGCUGGUCAGCCAGAAGAGCGACUCGUCCAAGGACAUCCGUGGCGAUAAAAUCACCUGGAUCGAGGGCAAGGAGUCCGGUUGCGAAACCAUAGGGCUGCUCAUGAGCAGCAUGGACGACUUGAUCCGCCACUGUAACGGGAAGCUGGGCAACUACAAAAUCAAUGGCCGGACGAAAGCCAUGGUUGCUUGUUAUCCAGGCAAUGGAACUGGUUAUGUACGUCAUGUUGAUAAUCCAAAUGGAGAUGGAAGAUGUGUGACAUGUAUAUAUUAUCUUAAUAAAGACUGGGAUGCCAAGGUAAGUGGAGGUAUACUUCGAAUUUUUCCAGAAGGCAAAGCCCAGUUUGCUGACAUUGAACCCAAAUUUGAUAGACUGCUGUUUUUCUGGUCUGACCGUCGCAACCCUCAUGAAGUACAGCCGGCAUAUGCUACAAGGUACGCAAUAACUGUUUGGUAUUUUGAUAAAGAUGAGAGAGCACGAGCUAAAGUAAAAUAUCUAACAGGUGAAAAAGGUGUAAAGGUUGAACUCAAUAAACCUUCUGAUUCAAUCAGUAAAUACGUUUUAUAGAGCCUUUGAUCCAGCAAUGCCCCACUUCACCUACAAUAAUUGUUGAUGCUAUUUGUUAACUUGUGAAUACAAAUAAAUGGAUUAAAGAAAAACAGAAAACCGGUUGGCAUUUCAAUACAGAAAAAGAAACAACUUUUAUUUGUGUUGCAUCAAAAAGAAGACGUUGGCUGCUGUGGCUUUGUACUGCACGACUGACUCCAAAUCUCUGAUUGCCUAUGGAAAGAGUAUAAACUACCAAUUGAAAGUGAUACUUUCAUCUGGACAUGAAAUAAGUGCCCUGCGUAGAAGUAUUUCCACUCUUAUAUUUCGCCAGAUCUGACAUAUAGCUGAAUUAAUUUCAUCUCUUCCUUUUUUUACAUAGUCAAGUCUAAAUUUUGGGUAAUUUUUGUAUGAUCAGGUACAAUUUAUCAAAAAGCAAUUGAAAAAAAUUACAGUAUUAUUUCCCAAAAUAGCAUUGGUCUAUUUUUGUAAACUUCAUAUUAAAAUUUGCCCUCAUACACUUCUUAUAAUGGUUGUUGCCAGUGACUUAUUUUCUUUAUACAUAAAGCAAGAAAAGGAGCACUUCACCGACUGUGCACGCAGGUUGAUUUGUAGUCUUAUCUUACAUUAAUUUGGGCUCUCAAGGAUGGCUUUUGGGGGGGCAUUGUUAUAAUGAAACGUAAUGGUAAAGAUCAACAUUUACUACCAAUAACAUUUAGCUUGUGUUUAAAAGAAAUUAUAGUUUAUCUUAAGUUAAAGAUUAAAAACAAUUUUUAAGUGACUGGCAUUAAAUGAACUUGAAGUUAGUCUUAGAGUCAAGUUCCUAAGAAUAAAGGGCUUUCUUAUACUUUCAGGUAUAUCCUACAGAUGUAGGAGCUAAUGUUCUUUUUUCUAAAUAAAACUUAACCCUUUUGCUUCCCUCCAAGUUGCUUUUUCUUCCAAAUUUGCUAUUGCUUUCUUUCUUAAUAUGAUGACCCAGCUGAUCUACUGAUCAGAACCCUGUUUCUAUUGAAUAGUCUCAAGGGGAGAUUCCAUGUGCAUUGAAACUGAAAUGUGUUCUGUAGACUUGGUUUAACUCACUCCUCAGACUGCUCUUGAGGCAGCCCCCUCGGGUGAAUGCUGGCCUUUCAUCAGCAUUAAAAUAUGUACAUUUAGUUAUUAAAAAAAAUCAAAAAAGAAACACCAGAUAAUUUUAUUUUUGUCUAUUAAGGGUUUUCUUUUAUACUUUUCGUAAGAAGGAAUAUUAAAAAAUCUCUAGCAUUCCCAGACUUCUGUUUUGAAAUUGGGUUGGUUGUUUUUUAUUUCAAUUUCCUAAGCUCGUUAGCAAAGCCAAAUUGUUCAUAUUUACCAAAAUAUGACAAUACCAUAUUUUACAUGAAUUAUGUAUAUAAGACCUUACCCACAUGAGUUUUCUAUUUCUGUCCUUGAUCAUUUUUGCCAAAAUAAUGUGACUGUACAGAUAUAUUUCUGUAUAUUUCAAUUUACAGUUUUAGCACCUGUAUAGUUUGUAAUCAGUUAAGAGACCUUUUCUAUGGAAAGCUCAGUAAUUUUUAUUAAAAGAUUGCUAUUGUUCAUGUAAAACAUGAAAAAAAAUGUUUUGUGAAACUGAUUGGGUAGACUUAGGAUAGGAUUAAAUUGUCAGUAUUGUGAUCCCACUUUAUUAUAUGAACUUGCAGGAGAAAAUUAUAGUCAACUGUUGUUUUCCUUGCCUGCAUUCAUUGUGCUCCACUCCUUCUUCGCUCCAGAGGAUACCACUGAACCAUCUCUGCAGUAAGUGCCUCUUUCCAGCCUGGUCCCAGAAGUGGAAGUUGUUUUUGUAUCUGGUCAGCAAAGUGCAGUGCAUAGCCUUAGGCCACAACUUGAAGUGCUGCCAUUGUUAGAAUUAGGAGAAAUUGCAUUACGUUGAUAGCAGGUUUGUUUGAUCUAAAAGUUGAACAGCAACAGCCUUUUAAUUUGGAAGUCCCCGUUUUAUUCAGAUGUGUACUUCUGCAGUAGUGCAUGUUAUCAGAUUCUACUGUCUGUGGGUUAUGCUUGCCAGACAGGUCUAAAAUGGUGUACUUUAACAUUUUUUUAAUUUUUAAAAGUAAAUUAAAAAAAUGUUUAAAUAUACAAUUUUUUAGAAAUCAUUAUGAAUAGGUCAUAAAAUGAGAGUAGACAUUUCUUUAAUAUCCAUGGAAAACAUUAAUCUCAUGUUAGUGUGACUGUUACUUUGUCCCAAGGCAGGACUCUAUUUAAAUAAAAAUUUAAACUUCU
This is a messenger RNA of Echinops telfairi (small Madagascar hedgehog), 3097 nucleotides long. It is a transcript of the gene EGLN1, whose product is annotated as egl-9 family hypoxia inducible factor 1. Gene Ontology annotation, biological process: peptidyl-proline hydroxylation to 4-hydroxy-L-proline; cellular response to hypoxia. The record is from RefSeq and is a predicted model, not a curated record. Gene Ontology annotation, molecular function: L-ascorbic acid binding; ferrous iron binding; peptidyl-proline 4-dioxygenase activity. Gene Ontology annotation, cellular component: nucleus; cytoplasm. NCBI's taxonomy places the organism in Eukaryota, Metazoa, Chordata, Mammalia, Afrosoricida, Tenrecidae. The transcript is spliced from 5 exons. Bases 68 to 865 code for a protein of 265 amino acids.